Quercus lobata is the source of this 912-nucleotide messenger RNA. Its product is annotated as putative disease resistance protein At1g50180. Gene Ontology annotation, molecular function: ADP binding. The transcript has a single exon. Lineage: Eukaryota; Viridiplantae; Streptophyta; Magnoliopsida; Fagales; Fagaceae. The coding region runs from base 1 to 912 and encodes 303 amino acids. The record is from RefSeq and is a predicted model, not a curated record.
AUGGCAGACAGUGUUGUUACUUUCCUGUUGCAGAACCUGACUCAGUUGCUUAGCCAAGAAUCUAAAUUGCUUGGUGGAGUGGGGGAUCAAGUCAGGUUACUUCAGAAUGAGUUGUCUCUGAUCAACGUCUUCCUCCAAAAUACUGAAGGGAAACGACAUGACAAUGAGUUCGUGAAGAAGGUGGUAAGCCAAAUCAGGGACGUAGCUUAUGAGGCUGAGGAUGUUAUUGAUACAUUCAUCAUGACAGUGACAAAGCACAAGAGAAGAUGCAAGCUGACGAAGUUAAUCCAUUCUUGUGACCGAGCAAUGUCGUUUCACGAGGUUGCAAGCAAGAUAGAGAGAAUCAAUAAUGUCAUCAAGGAAAUUUACAACAAUAAGAGCAAGUACGGCAUAGAAAUAGCUGAAUCAUCUGGAGGAGAUACAGAAGCAGAGGUGAAACUACACAGGCGCAGGAGAUACGUAGAGGAAGAUCGCGUGGUGGGAUUUGCUUAUGACACAGAGGCACUGCUGAAGCAGCUUAUUGACGGGAGUUUGCAACGGAACGUUGUUUCAAUCAUUGGCAUGGGUGGCUUAGGCAAAACCACUCUUGCUAGGAAGAUCUACAACAACAAUCAUUUCAAGAACCACUUUGAUUUCCAUGGGUGGGUGUAUGUCUCUCAAAAAUAUAAAAUCAGAGACUUGUUGCUUGAAAUUUUGAAGGGUGUGUCACCAAUGCCAAAACUGAGAAAAUUUAUCUUGAAAGCAGAAUUGAAAGAGGAAUUACUUCACGGUCUGGAAGUUAACUAUAGCUCGAACAAAGAUAAAUUGAAAGGGACACUAAUUGAAAACUUGAACGGUAUCAAGGCAAUGAAUGAUGAAGAAUGCAAGAAGGCAUUGUUUGCGUUCUUGGAACACGUACGAGACCUAAGUUGA